Diatraea saccharalis (sugarcane borer) is the source of this 3177-nucleotide messenger RNA. NCBI's taxonomy places the organism in Eukaryota, Metazoa, Arthropoda, Insecta, Lepidoptera, Crambidae. The record is from the annotation of a GenBank genome assembly.
AUGAGUAGUAGUUCAGAAAGUGAUAUAGAAAAUAUGUUGAACUUGUUAUCAGACUGGGAAGACUCAGAUACAAAUGACGAAAAUAGGCGUUCUAAAGUUUAUAAAACAAGACCGGACUACUUAACAAUAUUAGAUGACUUUGAGUUUCAAAUAAGUGAAGAACAGCGAUAUGACCUUUGUGUCAUAUCGCGGUGGCGAGCCUUUGAUUCCAGCUGCCGCGCCGCCAGUCCGCGGCAAGCUCUCAAGGAGUGCGCGUGUGAUUAUUCAGUGUCGGCGGAGUUACCGGAAUAUUUCGAUGAACAGAUUGUAAACUUACUAAUAAUGGCGUUAACAGCGGCCGAAAAGCAAAAAAGGUACCGAGAACAAUUAAAAAAAAUUCCUGACAAAUAUGAGGAGGCGAAACGAAAACACCGUGAACUUUAUCAUAAAUCUAAAAGAUUUGUCAAAGAUUUAACGCCAAAAGAAAAGAGAAAUGCUAAUACUAUCUGGAAACUACGCCAACAGGCAUACCGCAAAAAACUGAAAUCUUUACAAAAUGUCUUGAACGUCACACCUCCGAGUUCACCAGCUUCUAGUGUUCACAAUAUAUUUGAAGGUCAGCACACGCCACCUUUAUCUCCUGUACCGGAUUCACCGUCAGUUAGGGGACGAAAGAAAGUUAGAAAAGAUAGAAGCAAAGUUUAUAGGGAAAAUGAAGGUUUGAAAAAAGAAAUCGAGCAGUUAAAGAGAACGGUUGAAAAGUAUAAGAAAAGAGCGCAACGGGUAAAUUUAAAGAAAAACGUUGAAGACAACAUACUGCAUGAUAAAUACAAAAUUUUGGCUUCAAGCAUUAAAAAUACAUACCAUGAGACGAAAAAUCGUAAAGGAAAGACCAUUUUGAAAAAUAUUCUGAAUACGGAACAAAUAGAAGAGUCCAGAAGAAAGACACAAUUAUUUAAAGAUGUGCUAGGAAUUAACAGAAAAUACAACUCCAAAAAACAAAAAAGUACCAAGUCUGAUUCGCUGAAAGGUGAAAUACAGAACUUUUUUCUACGGGAUGAUAUCACAAGAGCUACAGCAGGUAAGAAAGAAACAGUCACCAAACAUGGAGAGAAAGUUCAAAAAAGACAUCUUCUUGAAACACAACGUAAUCUAUAUAACAUUUUCAAGGCGGAAAAUCCGGAUUUUCCAUGUUCUUACUAUUACUUUACGAAAAAUGACCAUUUUACGUCGUCAAACCAUCCGUUGAUGCAAGAGAAAUGUGUUUAUGUAAAAAACACUCUAAUUUCUCAUAUAAAACUGAAGCUCUUAAACAAAAAAAUGUGAUUGACGAUGAAAACUUAAGCAAUAUUAUUCGGGAUACAGUAUGCAACGACCUUUCUAAAGAUUGUAUGUAUGGUGAUUGUAAGGAAUGCAAAGAUAUGAAAAUUCAAUAUAAUGAACAAAAUAUUAAUGGAACUAUACAAUACAAUGAAUGGAUCAGGAAGAAAGUAGAAUAUGAAAAAGAUGAGAAACAAUGUAAAUCAUUUAAGAAUGUUAGGGAAGUGAAACAGGAAGAUACAAAAGAAAUUAGUUAGAAACUUUGAGAAGGAUUUGACACAUUUUAAGAAACACGUUUUUAACAUAAAAUCGCAAUUUCGUAAUUUUCACCAGUGCUUGAAUGCUCUUAAAGAAAAGGAAUACCUGAUCGUCGCUGAUUUUAGUGAAAAUUAUGAAUGUAAAUAUUUCAAGGAAACUCAAGCGCAUCAUUUUAACUCAAGAAACCAAGUGUCCCUUCAUACUGUAAUGGUUUACACAUGGGACGCAGAGACAAAAUAUAAAGCAAACUCAUUUUGCACAGUUUCGUCUUCAAACUGUCACCAACCUGCUGCCAUCUGGGCACACUUGGAACCUAUUUUGGAUUGGAUCAAAAAAGAACAUACUUCUGUUGAUACUGUACAUUUUUUCUCGGACGGCCCAUCGACACAGUAUCGCCAGAAGCAAAAUUUUUACUUCCUUUGCACGCGAUUGUUCGACUUUGGAUUUUCCGCAACUACCUGGUCAUUUUUUGAGGCAGGGCAUGGAAAAGGCCCUGCAGAUGGAAUUGGUGGGUAUCUAAAGCGCACAGCAGGGGAUUUUGUAACUGCUUUGAUCCAAAAAUCUUUAAUGUACUCAGCACUGGCCCCGAAUGUGACUUUUCAUCAGAUGACGAUUUACCACUGGGCAUCUUUGCAGCAGGCCGAGUUGACACACCGCCUGCAGAAGAUUUGCCAACAAAUGACAACGCUGUACUUCAUGAAUUGCAGAACAUCCCUCGUCAAAGUAUCUACAAAGCGGUUUAUGGAUCCUCAUCUGAUGAUGACGAAGUCGUACAUGAAAAAGGAAACCUAGCUUCAAUAAACAAUAAAGAAAAUAUCAUGCCCAAGCUGUCGCGUAUUUUUUUUUGCAAAUAUGUUAGAUAAAGUAGGGUUUUGGUGAAUAAAAGAUUUAAGUCUAGUUCAGACACUUUAUGUGGUUUAUUAAUGUUGUUUUCAUAGAAUUGUUAAAUCUAAACUGUUUAAGACAACUAUUCCACUAUUCCUUAACGGACAAUAGCUUAGGUACUAGCUUUACAGGUUCAAGGUCGGUGUGCUUGGUUGAUAACAAAGGUACAAACCUUUAAUAAUUAAAGUAUUAGGAAAUUAUAUUACUUGGAUCCUUCACUGCUUUGUCGAGGGUGGAGUUCAGGAUUUCACCGAGAUUAUCCCAUACUCACCACACCUUCUUUUUAUGUUACCACGUGUAUCACGUAGUACUAUUCUCCAUCAAAAUAUAACUCCAAUAUACGCAUCCAAUAUACGCCUCCUGUAACGGAGUUACAUAGUUACACAUCAACACCAAUGUCUUAAGCAAACACAUGUGCGGAACCCUAUUGGUUUCGUGCUACCUUGGCUUACCUGUCGUAGGAAAAUAGGCCUGCCAAGCUUUUAUUGUCUAAUAUCAACUCCAGGCAUGGAAAUCACAGAAAUUUUAACAACACAUGUAAGGUUUCCGGUCGUCGCCACGACAAAAUAAUCUCAUACGUUCAUGUGAACUGGGUGGAAUCUGAAAGAAAACGAAUUAUGAACGAUCCGAAACAAUCUCGGAAAAACGUAAAAACGAAGGAUUAUUACAUAAAACUCACCAAAUUAAGUAGAUAUUAAAGGAUUGAUUUCCUGCAAAAGGCGACCAGUGAAAUAA